AUGUCGCAAAAUUUGAAUUUUGUUUCUUGGAAUUGUCGAGGUGGUUUAUCGUUUUCUCGCAAGUCUCGGUUUAUUCGCUCUAUGGUUGUUUCUCAAAAGCUCUCUCUUUUAGGAUUGAUUGAAACUAAAAAUGAAGGUUUUGAUGAUUUUGGUGUUCGCUUACUUUGGCCGAAUCUUGAUUUUGACUAUAGCUUUGUUCCUUCGUUGGGUGCUUCGGGAGGUAUUAUUUGUAUUUGGAAUCGGAAUUUAAUUUCUCCAACGAGAAUUUUUAAAGCUAAUAGAUGGAUUAGCUUAGACUUUAUUUGGCAUGGCAUUAGCAUUAGAUAUAUCCUUGUUUAUGCUAGUAACUGUGCACGUGAACGUGCGGCUUUAUGGCUUGAUAUUCUUCCUGAACUUUCUACGGAUUAUAUGUGUAUCUUGGUGGGAGACUUUAACGAUAUUCUUGAUCCUUCGGAGCGGUUAAACUGUGAAAGUUACUCGUCCUCUAUGAUGGCUUUCUCGAGUUUUAUUUCAGAUUCUAAUCUUGUUGAGUCUACGCUUCAGGGUAGAUUUUUCACGUGGCAAAAUAGUACCUCGAGAUCUAAGAUAGACAGAUGCUUUGUUUCUCCGUCGGCUUUUGUUUCUUGGCCGAAUUGCUCAUUGAAGGCGCUUCCCAAAUCUUUUUCUGACCACAUCCCGAUUCUGUUUAACUCAGAAUUGCCUAAGAAUUGGGGAGCAAAACCUUUUAAAUCGAUAAAUGCUUGGUGGAGCCAUUCAGAUUUCAACUUGUUUGUUGCUUCAACUUGGUCCUCCAUUUCUCUUAGGCUGCCUGCUGCAAACCUCGUCAUCAAGCUUCGGGAACUCAGAUCUGCUAUUAAAACCUGGAAUAGAUAA
Mercurialis annua (annual mercury) is the source of this 873-nucleotide messenger RNA. RefSeq lists its product as uncharacterized. The record is from RefSeq and is a predicted model, not a curated record. The transcript has a single exon. Lineage: Eukaryota; Viridiplantae; Streptophyta; Magnoliopsida; Malpighiales; Euphorbiaceae. The coding region runs from base 1 to 873 and encodes 290 amino acids. Gene Ontology annotation, molecular function: catalytic activity.